This is a messenger RNA of Lobosporangium transversale, 965 nucleotides long. Its product is annotated as ClpP/crotonase-like domain-containing protein. Lineage: Eukaryota; Fungi; Mortierellomycota; Mortierellomycetes; Mortierellales; Mortierellaceae. The coding region runs from base 69 to 881 and encodes 270 amino acids. The transcript has a single exon. The record is from RefSeq and is a predicted model, not a curated record.
CUUUACAACUCAUUCGCUUCCUCAUUCGCCAUUAAGUUAUAAAGAAAAAGAAAAGAAAAAAAAAAAAAAUGUCUGAAAAAGAGGUUCUCUAUGCACGGCAAGGAGCUGUUGGUACUAUCACUCUGAACCGUCCAAAGCGUGGAAACGCCUUGUCGGGUCCAAUGGUCAACCAAUUCGUUGAUAUCCUCAAUGCAGCCAUUGACGACCCUGCUGUCCGCGUGAUCGUUGUCACUGGCAACGGCAAGUACUUUUGCACAGGAAUGGACUUGACUCCUCAGGACGAUACUCCCUCAGCUUCGGAUCCUGUCGCAGUCACACAGACAAUGUUUACCACAUUGGCCAAAUCACCUAAACCAACGAUUGCACGUGUGAACGGACCAGCCCUUGGAGGAGGGGUCGGCAUUGUCUUUGCUUGCAACUUUAGGAUCGUUCACCCCUCUGCAUACUUCAGUAUGCCAGAGGUCCACCGUGGAUUGAUCCCAGCCUUGAUCUCCGAGGUGAUCGUCCCCCAACUGGGAGCCUUCCGAUCCAAGCAAUACAUGCUUUCUGGAGAACGCGUCUCGGCUCAGGAGAGCUACCGUGUCGGAUUCGUCACAGCUGUAGUUGAAGAUGAAGAGUCGCUCGAUAAGAAAGUCAAGGAGUAUGUGGAUUUGUUACUACAGAGUGGACCCGGAGCCAUGAGAGACGUCAAGCUCUUGAUUGACGCGGUGGAUCUGCGCGGUGGAGACCAAAAGGUAGUCGCAAGCUAUGUCCGCGAAGCUUUUGGCAAAAUGAUUACUUCAGAGGAGGCUGCACACGGCAUUGGUGCAUUUGCCAGUCGUGAGAAACCCAAUUGGGAUGAAUUUGGCCUUGGUUCAAAACAAUUGAAGCCCAAGCUUUAAAUGUAAAAUAAAUUAGGAAGAUUGAGUUAAUUUGGUGGCAAAGAAGGAUCACGUAAAUAUUCAGGCUCAAAAGAUAUUCUCAAC